UCCCAUCAGUCCAGACAGGCGGAUCAGACAGAGUACUACUACAGCUCCCAGCAUACAGAACACAGAGAGAGGGCGUCGGGUGAGCCUGGAGCUACCUGUCCUCCAUUUCUCUUCCACGUUGGAGGUGUUGUAGCUGCAGCACUAGCCUGAUUCCUGCACUGUGCUUUCUUCAGAUGGAGGCAGCCGUGCUCAAAGCCUCGAUGAUGCAGGAGGUGGACUGUAACAGCAACACCCUGAACGCCGAGCUGGAGGUGAAGAAGCUGCAGGAGCUGGUGCGGAAGCUGGAGCGGCAGAACGAGCAGCUGCGGACCCGGGCGAGCAGCGGGCCGCAUGUGGUGCCUCCCUCCCCGGCUCUGAAGGGGUACUGCCGGCCCAGCCCUCUGCCCACACUCCUCUGUCAGGCGUCUUUGGGGUCUUUUGCAUCUUCUGAGGAGCCUUUCCAGUAUUUCCACCCGCACACAGGCGGGGAUGGAGCAGCUGCUGCGGAGGAGGAAGAGGAGGAGGAUGAGGAUGAAUCCGAGCCAUCGGUUCUGGAUGAGCUGGAACUUUUGGACCUGGACUCUCUGUCCUGCUCGGAUCAGUCUGAUGAAACCUGGUUAUACAUGUCAUCAAGAGCUAAGGAGUCUCCAGAAGAAGCCGUCGCUCCGGUGCAGUGGUGCCGGAAAGCUCUGGACUGUCCCAAAUCAGAGGUGGAGGCCGCCAGGAGAUCCCUGUCCCUCCGUCUGGAACAAGUCUCAAGGUGGCGUGGCUCCCUGUCCAGCCCCUCCCUCUCCUCCUCCUUCACCCUCCCUCCUCCUCCUCUGAGCCGAGUAGCCGGAGUGUCACCCAUCAGUUCUCCCUCUCCUGCCAAACCCUGCUCCACCCCGCAGCUGGACAGACAUGCUCCGCCCCUCUCCUCCCCACUCCACCCGGUCCUCCAUCGGACCCUGAGCCCUGUAGGGAAGGAGCUCUCCCCCGUAGCUGAGAGGACUCCCACCUUCUUCCCUCACAGCCGCAGUCGCAGCCUCCGACGUUCAGCCUUCAGCCCGCAGUCGUCCAUGGACGGCGACCUCGGGGCUUCAGAGGCCGAGGACGACUCCAUCUCUCUGGGAUACAAACUGCAGGACCUCACCGAUGUCCAGGUCAUGGCCCGACUGCAGGAGGAGAGUCUAAGACAGGACCUCGCCAGCAGCACGUCAUCCAUCCUGGCCAACCGCCGCAGCCAGAGCUUCACCUUCCAGCUCAGCCAGCUCAGCGCUGGGCCCGGCCUGGAGGAGGAAGACGAGGAGGACGACGAAGACUACGGCCUCCUACCCCCGCCACAGCCUCGCCUCACCCGCCUGCCACACUCCCACACCUUCUCCAGCAUUCGAGACUGGCGAAGAAGCACAAGCUCCCUGUGCACGCCUCCUUCCACCCCCUCCACCCCGCCCUACCCUUCCGCUGGGUUCGCCUUUCCAACGCAGCCACAGGGACCACAGGGACUCGGACUGGGACUGGGCAGCCUGUACGGAGCCGAGUCGCAGGGCUUCAGACCAGGAUCAGCCGACUAUGAGAAUAAGCUGCGGAGGAGCAUGCCUAACCUUGUCAGAACUCCCAGCAUGCCGAGUGUGCCCGUUCCAACCAAUCCAAGUGCUUCCCCUUCUUUGCUUCGUAACAGCCAGAGUUUUGAUUCGUCCAGCGGGCUGGCUCGACUGCAGUCCUCUAUACCCUCCCCAGGUCACCCAAUCAGGGUCCAGAGUGUCGGGAACUUCACCUCCUUGUCACGGCAGCCGCUAAAGGCCACGGCCUACGUCAGCCCCACCAUCAAGGGCUCCUCAUCCAUGCCCACCUCCACCAGCCUCCAGUCUCUGAACAGCAGCAGCAUGGGGGCAAACAGCGGGAUCCCUAUGUUGAAUAAACAAUCCAUCCCCAUUUCAACCCCGCCCACGCCUCGCAGUGGCCUGCCCCGCCCCGCCUCCUUUGUCGGCACGACAAGCUCCACCCCACGCAGCAAGAUGGCCCAACCAGUGCGAAGUUUACUGACCCCUCCAAAGAGCUUGUCUACUCUGAGUGCCCUUCGUGACAGCGCCUGGAGAGACGGCUGCUACUGACCAACGGGUGGAGCAGCAGGUGCAGUGGCGCCCCGCUGGCUGGGGUACCUCGCUACACCUCGAAAUGAAAUAUUCCUUUGGAUGUUUGAGCCAAAAAGAAACUGUUCGUUGACCUUAAAUCUGAAAUCCUGCAUAGAAUAAAUAAUUACACCUAAUCCAUGUCAUCCAUUGAAUUCUAUGCAGAAUUUCUUCGGGGAAGGCGGGUUGUUUUUAAUCGAAGUUCGGUCCGUGCCAAGGGGGAGCUGCUCCCUGUCGCUCAUGUGCAAUAAGCCACUGACUGUCAGCUGCCAGUAACCUCCUGAAGAGGGCUGCCACUUUUUAUGAGCCUCAUUUCACUCUUUUUAUCAUUUAUUUAUUUACAUAUUUAUUUCGAAUAAACUGUUUUGACUAAUCAGGGUUUUUUCCCUCUGGCAACAAGCGCCGACAAUGCUGCUAAAACGUGAUCUGUCCCUGUUAGUUUGGGCACAUUUGGUCUAAUUUUUACAAGCAAGACAUUAAAGUAUGUAGUCAUGCUCCAAGCUAAUUAUAAAUGUGCAAAUAUUAAUAUAUUUAUUGAUGCAAUAUUAUUGAAUUUAAAAUCUUGACCAAAUGGAAAAUGACUGAAUGUGUUUACAGAAUUGUCUCACACAGUUUGUGCAUAUUAACACUUUAAAAUUUGACCUGUUCGUGUUGCACUUUGUAUAAAUACUUUUCUUUUCUGUUUACAAAUGUUUGUACUUCUUUUACAUUUCUGGAUUUAGGGGGUAAAAUUUAUUAAUUUGGUGUUUUUGUCAGAUUUCACAGUAAUACACUGCAUAAAUGUAGCACUUUCUGUUUGUAAUAUGUGACUAGUGUUUUUAAAUGAAUGUUACUAUUGCACAUUUCACACAAUACUGACACUUUUGUUACUGUGAUGGAGUGAAUGAGUUGAAGAUUUUAAUAAAUACACUGAAAUAAA
Molecule: messenger RNA, 3009 nt
Organism: Notolabrus celidotus (New Zealand spotty)
Lineage: Eukaryota; Metazoa; Chordata; Actinopteri; Labriformes; Labridae
Product: SLAIN motif-containing protein 1-like
Exons: 10
Coding region: 174-2072 (632 amino acids)
Biological process (GO): cytoplasmic microtubule organization; positive regulation of microtubule polymerization; microtubule nucleation
Cellular component (GO): microtubule plus-end
Source: RefSeq, a predicted model, not a curated record